Erigeron canadensis is the source of this 1605-nucleotide messenger RNA. RefSeq lists its product as uncharacterized. NCBI's taxonomy places the organism in Eukaryota, Viridiplantae, Streptophyta, Magnoliopsida, Asterales, Asteraceae. The transcript is spliced from 4 exons. The record is from RefSeq and is a predicted model, not a curated record. Bases 1 to 1605 code for a protein of 534 amino acids.
AUGGCCGAAGACAUGGUUCAUCCGUUUGAUAGGACUAUUGGGGAGAGUACUCGAGUCAUUGCACCUAAUAGGGGCUCGGUUAUUCGUCCUCCAACCACCUCUCCGAAUUUCAAUGUCAAGGGUAAUCAUUUGUCUCGGGUUGAGGAAAAUCAGUUUGACGGGGUUGUUAAGUGGGAUCCGUAUGAUGAUGUGGAGAAGUUUGAAAAGGUUUGUCGAUUGUUCAAGUAUGGGGAGACUCAAAUGCCACAUGUUAAGCUUGAAUUGUUUCCGUUGUCUCUCACGGGAGAGGAAGCGACUUGGUAUAAGAAUCUCGAUGAAAACAUAUUUGAGACAUGGGAAGAGUUGAGGGAAGGAUUCAUUGAGCGGUUGUUUAUGGCUCAAUUGGUUGAAACAAUGAAGUUGGAGAUUCGGGCGUUUAAGCAACAUAGUGGUGAGAAUUUGGUAGAUGCUUGGAAAAGAUUGAAGGAAUUGAUGAGGAAUUGUCCCGGGCAUGGUAACAUUAAUAAUGAUACUUACAACGAAGCCUAUAAGGUUAUGGAAGAUAUGGUUCAUACAAGUGUGAUUCGAGAAGCGGGUAGAACUAAACCAGAUCUUGUUAAAACGGGAAGAAGAAGUGUGGCUCGGGUUGAUAGUGGUGGAAGUAAUGAUGUUGUGGCUGAAAUUAAGGCUUUGGCAAGUCACAUGGAUAAGCAAUUUGCAAGUAUGGAUGGUAGGUUUGGAUUAAUUGAGAAGGAUUUGAAGACGGCGGUUGCGGGUUGUGACAUUUCUGGUGAUAGGCAUUACACGGAAGAUUGUGAUAAAGCACCAAGGAAAGAAGAAGUUGAUUAUGUUCAAAAUCAAUACCAACCACCGUUUGCAAAUCGAGGGCUGUUUCAAAGGAAUGGAGCGUUCCAAAACCGGUACCAAGGUAAUGGUGGUGGAUCAAGACAAGAAGUUGUUGAUCCUAAUGCCGAGCUUAGGGAUCUUGUGAAGAAGUUUAUGGUGGAUCAAGACAAGAAGAAUGAGAACUACCGCACUGAUAUCACAACUUUGAAUGAUAAGAUGAAUCCAAAUAUCAAAAGUCAACAAGCGGCGAUCAAGGAUUUAGGUGUAAGGCUUGAUAGGAUGGUGCUACUAAUGUUUCUAUGCCAUUAUUACUCGGUUGAUAGUGAGAAUGAAGAUGAUCAAGUUGUUGAAGAGAUUGUAGUGGAACCGAACCCAGCCGUUAAAUCACCGGCCGUUCCAUCCACAUCUACUACUACAUCUGCUACACCGGUAGCUAACCCGGCGGUUGUUGAACCUCAAGUGAAGGUGUACAAGCCUAAGAUUCCUUUCCCCCAAAGAUUGAAGAAGGAUAAGCUCAAGGAACAAUACGGAAUGCUGAAUUAUGCCAAGUUCAUCAAGGAUCUUGUGACGGAUAAGAGGAAGCUAGAGGAAGCUAAGGCUACUUUCCUCAAUGCGGAAUGUUCGGCAAUUGUGCAAAAUCAAAUCUCUCCUAAGCUUGAAGAUCCAGGGAGUUUUCUGAUUACUUUUUCUCUUGAUGCUAAGCUUACUUGUGAUGCUUUGGCCGACAUUGGUGCAAGCAAUAAUUUGAUGCCUUUUCAGUUUAUAGGCGAUUGUCUUUAG